AUGGAACUGCGACUGGAAAGCCUGGGCCUCAAUUCUAACCCGGGUCCGGGAGUCGAGAGACACAACUGUGGCCUCGCCUCGUUGAUCCGAGGAGGCCGGUCCGCGGCGAGAGAUCGCGGGAUUUCCGUAGGCAUUUUCUGUGAUCCCCACUCCCGAAUUCCACUCAGAUCAACGCGGCGGGCCAGCGUGGAUUCGGCCGCUCUCCGAAAUCUUCACAAUGUCUUGGGGCCGCUCUCCGACCCGGAGUAG
Molecule: messenger RNA, 249 nt
Organism: Bursaphelenchus xylophilus (pine wood nematode)
Lineage: Eukaryota; Metazoa; Nematoda; Chromadorea; Rhabditida; Aphelenchoididae
Source: the annotation of a GenBank genome assembly